CUGCAAUGACAGCGUCUUUGCUAAUGAAGACAUGAGGAAGGAGACUUUUAAGAACUGGCCCCACAAGUCACCUGUGGCUGUUGACGCUCUCGUCAAAGCAGGCCUUUUCUACACAGGCAAAAAGGACCUUGUCCGGUGUUUUUCCUGUGGAGGAUGUAUGGAGAAGUGGGAGGAAGGUGACGACCCAUUAGCAGACCACACCAAGUUUUUCCCAGAUUGUGUAUUUCUUCAAAACCUGAAGUCCUCUGCAGAAGUGAUUCCAGCCCUUGAGAGCCACCAUGAACUUCUGGAAUCCAUGGAAAUCACAAGUAAAAGCAAUCACGAGGACCCAGUUCAUCCCACCGAGGCCGGCUUGGCUCCGAGGGGAGCCCAGUGGUUUCAGGAGGCAAAGAGUCUGAGUAAGCAGCUGCGAGACGCCUACACCAAAGCCACUUUCCGCCACAUAAAUUUACCAGAGGUGUGCUCCAGCCAAGGCACUGACCACUUGCUUGGCUGUGAUGUGUCCAUCAUUUCAAAGCACAUCAGCAGGCCAGUGCAAGGGGCCCUGACAAUCCCUGAGGUCUUCGCCAAUCUCAGCUCGAUCAUGUGUGUGGAGGGGGAAGCUGGCAGUGGGAAGACAACCUUCCUGAAGAAAAUAGCUUUUCUCUGGGCAUCAGGGUGCUGUCCCCUGUUGAACAGGUUCCAGCUGGUCUUCUACCUCUCCCUUAGUUCCACCAGACCAGACCAGGGUCUGGCCAGCAUCAUCUGUGCCCAACUCCUAGAGGCAGGAGGCUGCAUUAGUGAAGCAUGCCUGAGCAGCAUCAUCCAGCAGUUAAAACACCAGGCGCUGUUCCUGUUGGAUGACUAUAAUGGGGUGGACUCGCUCCCCCAAGCCCUAGAGACACUGAUUACAAAAAACUACUUGUCACGAACCUGCUUAUUGAUCGCUGUCCAUACAAACAGGGCCAGGUCCAUCCGUCCAUACCUGGAUACAAUUCUAGAGAUCAAAGAGUUUCCUUUCUAUAAUACCGUCUCUGUAUUACGGAAGGUCUUCUCACAGACUAUAACACGUCUGCAAGAAUUUAUGGUUUACUUUGGACAGAAUGAGGAUUUACAGGGAAUUCACAAAACUCCUCUCUUCAUGGCAGCAGUUUGUACUGACUGGUUUCAAAAUCCUUCUGACCAGCUCUUUCAUGAUGUGGCCGUUUUCAAGUCCUAUAUGAAGUACCUGUCCUUAAAGUACAAAGCUGCAGAUGAGGCCCUCAAGGCCACUGUGUCCUCAUGUGGACAGCUGGCCUUGAGGGGGUGUUUUUCUUCAUGCUUUGAGUUCAACAAUGAUGACUUCACAGAGGCCGGAGUGGAUGAAGAUGAAGACCUGACCACCUGCUUGAUGAGCAAAUUCACUGCCCAGAGACUGAGACCAGUCUACCGGUUUUUAAGUCCUCUCUUCCAAGAAUUUCUUGCUGCCAUGAGGCUGACUGAACUCCUGGGUUCAGACAGGCAGGAAGACCAAGACCUGGGAAUUCAUUAUUUGAGACAAAUUAACUCGCCCUUGAAGGCUCUGACCACCUACAACAACUUUUUGAAGUAUGUCUCCAGCCACCCUUCAUCAAAGGCAGGGCCAGAAGUUGUGUCUCAUUUGCUUCAGUUGGUGGAUGAGAAAGUGUCACUGAAGAACAUGUCUGAAGAAGAGGAUCAUGUUAAGCACCGACCAGAACCUUCCUUGAUAACACAAUCAAUUAAAAAAUUGUGGCACUUUUCUCCUGUAGCUUUUUCCUUGAUUUUUUCAGAAACUUUAUUGGGCAUUGCUCUAAACUUUGCUUAUGAAAGCAACACAGUUUCUGCAUGUUCUCCAUUGAUUUUGCAAUUCCUUCGAGGGAGAACACUGGCUUUAAAAGUUUUGAAUUUCCAGUACUUUAGGGACCACCCAGAAAGCCUGUUACAGUUGGCAAGUAUAAAAGUCUUCAUAAAUGGAAAUAAAAUGUCACCUAAUAUAGGUUACUCAGUCAUGAAAAAGUGUUAUGAAACAUUACAGCCACCAACAAUAGAUGAGGACUAUGCAUCUGCCUUUGAACAUAUGAAGGAAUGGGCAGAAAAUUUAGCUAAAAAUGAAGAGAAUUUAUACAGUUUUUUGAAUAAUCAAUGCAGGUGUCUACCCAAAAUAAAUUCUGGGUAUUGGAAACUGUCACCCAAGCCACACAAGAUCCCUAGGUUGGAAGUUGCAGUGGCCGACAUGGGCCCCGCAGACCAGGCACUGCUCCGGGUCCUAAUGGAAGUCUUCUCAGCUUCACAGAAUAUUGAGCUCUGCUUGUCCAACAGCAGUGGCUUUCUUGAAAGCAUCCGCCCGGCUCUGGAGCUGAAUAAGACCUCUGUCACCAAGUGCUCCGUGUGCAGGCUGGAGCUCAGCACAGCAGAACAGGAGCUGCUUCUCACCCUGCCUGCCCUGCAGUCUCUUGAGGUCUCAGGGACAGACCAGUUACCAGAUCAACUCUUUGCAAACUUGGACAAGUUCCUGGGCCUGAAAGAACUGUGUGUGAGACUGCAUGGCAAAGCAGAUGUGCUUUCAGCCCUUUCUGGAGAGUUCCCAAACCCCCACCACAUGGAGAAGUUAUCCAUCCAAACCUCCAUGGAGUCUGACCUCUCUAGACUCGUUAAAUUGAUUCAGAACUCUCCAAAUCUUCAUGUCUUCCAUCUGAAAUGUAAUUUCCUGUUGAAUCGUGAGUCUCUCAUGGCUGCGCUUGCUUCCUGCAAGAAACUCAGAGAGAUUGAGUUUUCUGGACGAUGCUUUGAAACCAGGCCAUUUGUCACCGUCUUGCCAAAUUUUGUUUCUCUGAAAAUAUUGAAUCUUAAAGACCAACACUUUCCAGAUAAGGAAAUAUCAGAAAAGUUUGCACUGGCUCUGAGCUCUCUCAGGAACCUGGAGGAACUGCUUCUUCCCACUGGGGACGGGAUUCACCAAGUGGCCAGACUGAUUGUCCAGCAGUGUCUGCAGCUUCAGUGUCUCCGGGUUCUUGCCUUUCACCACACCUUGGAUGACGACAGUGUGAUGGAAAUUGCCAAGGUAGCAACCAGUGGAGGCUUCCAGAAACUUGAGAACUUAGAUCUUUCAGUGAAUCCCAAGAUUACAGAGGAAGGAUACAGACAUUUCUUUCAAGCCCUCAACAACCUGCCAAACCUGCAAGAGCUGAACAUCAGCAGGCAUCUCUCAGAAUGCAUCCAAGUGCAGGCCACCACUGUCAAGGCUCUGAGCCAGUGUGUGAUGAGACUGCCCAGCCUCAUCUGGCUCGGGAUGCUCAGCUGGCUCCUGGACGAAGAGGACAUGAAAGUGAUGAACGCUAUGAAGGAAAGACACCCUCAGUGCAAACGCUUGACUAUCUUCUGGAAAUGGGUACUGCCAUUCUCUCCUGUCAUUCAGAGGUGAAGGAUGCAGCUGAAGGCUACUGACAGUUUUAAAUAUCUGAUUUCCUAAAACAUUUUACUGUAGCUAAGCAAGGUGGUACUCCUCUGUACUUUCAGCAUUUAGGAGACUGAAGUGGGAGAAUCAAGAAGUUCAGACCAGUCUGUGUUACAUAGCAAGAUCUUGUCUUAACUGAUCAGCCUGCUCUUUGAUCACCUCCCAUUGAGGGGAGAGCAGCCUUACCAGGCCACAGAAGAAGACAAUGCAGCCACUCCUGAUGAGACCUAAUAGACUAGGAUCAGAAGGAAGGAGAGGGGGACCUCCCCUAACAGUGGACUUGGGGAGGGGUAUGUGUGAA
This is a messenger RNA of Psammomys obesus (fat sand rat), 3734 nucleotides long. RefSeq names its product baculoviral IAP repeat-containing protein 1a-like. Gene Ontology annotation, molecular function: ATP binding; cysteine-type endopeptidase inhibitor activity involved in apoptotic process; ATP hydrolysis activity. NCBI's taxonomy places the organism in Eukaryota, Metazoa, Chordata, Mammalia, Rodentia, Muridae. The record is from RefSeq and is a predicted model, not a curated record. Bases 32 to 3400 code for a protein of 1122 amino acids. Gene Ontology annotation, cellular component: IPAF inflammasome complex. Gene Ontology annotation, biological process: detection of bacterium; defense response to bacterium; inflammatory response. The transcript has 10 exons.